AUGGAUCGAAAUGAUUGUACAUCUCAGUGUUGUCUUAUAAACAAUGAGAAUAACACUUCUAUUAGGGAUCAUUUAACAAAUAGUGCAAAUCAUACACAGUCACUGAGUGGUGUCAGUAAUAAUAAUAAUAAUAAUAAUAAUAAUAAUUUAACUAAUGAAGAGGUUGAUGAUUGUUUAACUACGGUUAAUAUGUUGAACUCAAGAACUACCGAUGCCAACAAGGAAUACGAUGAACAGCUCAAUGAAUUACAAACGAAUUCAAUUGCCCAGUUAUCUAUGGACAUUUCAGAGCCAUUAUUAAAUUUAAUUUUGACCGCAAACCAGCAAGAACAACCUGUAAUAAACUCGUCGAUUUUAUCAAGUUUGGAUAUCAGUCAAUUAACUGCUUCAUAUAGUAAUGACGAUAAUAAUCAUAACAACAAUAAUGUCAAUAGUGAGGAAGAUGUAUUGUUUAUUGAUUCAAGUAAAUAUCUUAAUACUAGUGAACAGUUAAUGCCUCAUGAGGAUGUUGAUCUAGAAUCUACUCAUUUCAGUGAACCAAUCUCUUAUGGUGGUGAUGAUGAAGGGGAAUAUGGUGAUGGCGACUCUGAGAACAACAAUAACAAUGAUGAAGGUGGUGUUGACGAGGUAGAAAAAAUAGACGAUGAUGAUGACGAAGUGGAUGGAGAUGAUGGUGGUGAUGUUGGUGAAGAUGAUAAUGUAGAACAAACGGAUAAUGAUGAAGAUAAUGUUGGUGAUAGACAACAAAAUUCCAUGUCGAAAUUUCAUAACUAUACAAAAUCGAAUAAUGAUAUGGAUAAUAGUUUAAUUGAUGAUAAUGACGACGUUGAACAAAUUAGACAAACUAUACAUGAUUAUGACACAGUAUCACAAACAUCGGAGAUUCUCUCGGAUCAUGACAGCUUGCAAUCGAGUAUUGAUUCAAAUAAAUUAUUGUUGUUAAAAAGUAAAUUUAUGAAUAAACCGAAAAAUUCAUUAAGUGUUAUAGAUUCAAUUAAGGCAUUGAAAAGUCAAAAGUCAACUAUUGCUGCGACUACAACAAUUACUACUCCGAAUACUAAUAAUGCUAUUAUACCAAUGAUAGAAUAUAAGUGUAAUCUUAUAACGGAUGUUGGUAAUGAUAUAAACUCAAGUUAUGAUGAUUAUGAAUAUCAUGCUAGAAAUAGGAAUACAAUUGAGGAGCUUUUAAAACUGCCUGGUCUACGAUCUACGAAUGGUAGUAUUAGUAAUAAUAGUAAUAACAUCAGUAAUAAACGAAAGGUAAACCAAACCUCACGUCAUCCAUUAUGGUUUAAAUUAUCUACAAAGGAUAAACCAAAAUUACAGUUCAGUGAGGCAUCAACGAGUCGGUUCAAUAAUGACAAUAAAUUACAAUGCAAUUUCAAAGAACAAAAACCAUUUUCUAUUAUUCCAACACAGAUGAUAGACAACACACAUAAUACUAGCAGUAAUAAUAAUUGCAAUAACAAUGAACUAGAUAUGGACUCUUCACCUAGAUCAAUUUUUAGCGAAAAGUUGAAUGGAUGUCAAUCCUCUUCAAAUUAUCAACCGGGAAUAGUUAGUAAAUCAAGUUGGGAAAGAAAAACCAAAGAUCCCAAUAUUUGCAGUGACAUUACUUUAAUUCAUCCUAAGUUAUGUGCUUCAUCAUCGUCAUCCUUGUCAUCCUCACAUUCGUCAUCGUAUGGAAAAACAAUAUCAGAAAGUUAUUUAUUGAGGAAUAAAAACUUUAAAAGUUUAUCCAAUCGUCGUUUAACUGAUUUUAGUCAUCACUAUCAUCAUGAACAUUCUCAACGAUCUCAGUGUAGUAAGUUAAAACCUUUACCUCGAUAUCAUAAAGACAAUAUGAGACCAUUGUCAUUGGUAACAACUGAUCAAGUUCCAUCCUGUAGUAAUCAUACAUCAUCUUAUGUAUCUUCUAAAUGUAAACAAUCUAAUCAAUUAAGUGGAAAUGGUCUACAAAAAGAACUAUUAACUAAUAGGUCUAUUACAAUCAACUUUCAUCAUUGUCACCGUCGAUAA
Schistosoma mattheei is the source of this 2019-nucleotide messenger RNA. NCBI's taxonomy places the organism in Eukaryota, Metazoa, Platyhelminthes, Trematoda, Strigeidida, Schistosomatidae. The record is from the annotation of a GenBank genome assembly.